This is a messenger RNA of Saprolegnia parasitica CBS 223.65, 1383 nucleotides long. RefSeq lists its product as hypothetical. The record is from RefSeq and is a predicted model, not a curated record. The coding region runs from base 14 to 1354 and encodes 446 amino acids. The transcript has a single exon. NCBI's taxonomy places the organism in Eukaryota, Oomycota, Saprolegniomycetes, Saprolegniales, Saprolegniaceae.
UUCUUGAUUCGCCAUGGUUGGUCGUCUUCUGGUGACGUUGGCAUCGAUGGCGUCCGCCGCGGCCCUGGCGUCGCCCGGCGUCGCAACGGGCGACGGCUGGCACGUGACGCCGGUGCGUGGCAUCCAAGCGCGCGUCCAGGCCGGCAUCCCAGUCUACGACGAGCAGAUGAAGACGUGGGUGGCGCCGUUCGGCAACACGUUCGAGGAGCGCCACCGCGCCGUGAUGGACACGGUCAACACGGCAAGCGUCGAGGGCGCGCUCAUGUACGUGCAAGCCGAGGGCAUCAACGCCAAGACCAACCCGCUCUGUCGGCGCAAGAACAACAUGGCGUACGUCUGGUUCAUGGAGGUGCACGUCGCCAACUCCAAGGCGACGAUCGCCGAGUUUGAAAACAACUGGGGCAUCUCGCCCGAGUUUUGCUCCUUCGCGGCGCUCGACGGCGGCAUGUGCACGCCGUACAACCGCGCCGGGUCGCUGCCGCAGAUCUGCUACGAAUACAACGGUGCGCAUGGCCAGCCCCACCUCGGGCCGUGCGUCGGCGGCGAGCCGCGCACGUCGGACCCGCGCGCGCCGUACCGCGACAACAUUUGGUUCUCGUUCCCCAACUCGUGCUUCACCAAGCGGUUCCCGCAAAAGACCAACGACUGCCGCAAGCAGAUCCCGGGCGGCCUCUGCCCGUAUGGCACGCUCCCGGACGGCGUCACGUGCACGUACUCGCACCGCGUGCUGGGGUACCUCAGCCUCGACGACCUCGUUGGCAUCACGUCCAUGGUCAGCAACAAGACGGGCAAGCCGUACGCCAACAAGCGCGAGUUCUGCCUCGACGGCAACGUCGAGCAGCUCGACAACUUUACCAUUCCGUUCUGGAACAACCCGACCGACCCGGACGCCAACGCGGCGCGCGCCCAGCAGCUCAUCGACUUUUACCAAAACAACGUGACGAUGACCGACGAGCGCAUGGAGCCCUUCCCGGCACUCGACGACCUCUCGGCGCAGAACCCGCCUUGCUACAUGAACCUACCGCAGUGCUCGGAAGGGUGCCGCCGCAAGCUCUACGCUCAGGUCUGCGAGCCGUGCACGCCCGACGUCCCGGGCUGCCAGGUCAAGCCGCCGGGGUAUAGCAUCCCGCAGCUGCUCAAAGCGUGCCGUGGGGACGAAUGCAAGACGUCGCCGUGGGAAACACUGCCGCCGACGCAGGCGCCCACGGAGGCCCCGACGCACGCGCCCACGACGCCGGCGCCGACAGAGACGGCCGUCGAGAUCAUGACGCAGGAGAAGCCCGUGAGUGCUGCUGUGUCCGCAGCGCUUGGCGCGUCAGUCGCGCUGGCUGCUGUCGCGCAGGCAUUCCUCUAACCUCUAAAUACGAGUCGUAUAAAGUCCUA